Messenger RNA from Dentiscutata erythropus, 882 nucleotides. NCBI's taxonomy places the organism in Eukaryota, Fungi, Glomeromycota, Glomeromycetes, Diversisporales, Gigasporaceae. The record is from the annotation of a GenBank genome assembly.
AUGCCUUGUUAUGCAGACACUAUUGUAAAGAUUAAAUAUGUUCGUCAAUCUGAAAAUAAGAAUAAUAAGAAUUUAUUGAUUGUACGGGCUGUCGGAAUGUAUCCAAUAGAUUAUGAAGAUAGAGAAGUUGAAAUUGUUUCGUUUGUUCCUCUUAAUCAUUCUGAGAGAGAUCCUGAAAGUCAGGUUGUUUUUGAGAAGAAUAGUUUCUAUUCAAUUAGAGGUAAAAUUGUUCCUGUAUAUUAUGGAGAUGCUAAAAGACCCAAGGCAAUUAUGAUGAUUUAUAUAUCUAGUGGAGUGGGUAUUUUGAAUAGUGCUAUAAAUUUGAAUAAGUGCCCGAUGAAGAUUUCUUUGGUAAGAAUUCCUCAGGAAUUACUGAGGGUGAUUGAUGAUGAGAGCACUGUUUUUGAUGUUUUGGUUAAUGAUUAUGUUGGUCAAGAGGUGAAUUUUGUUGUUAAAAUAGUAUUUGAUUAUUCAAAUUCUCGUCUCACACAUUUUAAAAGUACUAUUCAUCUACAAGAUUCACUUGUAUUUAUUGUUGGUCAAUUGGAAGUUAUUGCAAAUGAUUUUUAUAUCUAUGCAAAAGAUAUUAAUUAUAUUAAUACUCAGUUCUUAUUGAAAAGUAAAAGUUCUGUUGGUAGUAAUUCUUAUAAUCGUUCAGAGAAUGAAAGUGCAGUUAGGUCGAGACUUAUUGCUACUUAUCAUAAUGUUCAAAAUUCUAAAGAGUUUUCUGAAGUUAAAGCUUCAACAUCUAGAAGUUCAAAUGAUUUUGAAGGCGAUAAUGAAUUUGGUUCUUUAUCUGGUGAUAAUUCUUCUACAAAACAUAUGAAAGUUGAAGAUGUUAAAAAUUUAGCAAAUAAUUCUGAUUAUGAGAAAAAAAAUUAA